This is a messenger RNA of Zingiber officinale, 813 nucleotides long. Its product is annotated as protein SHORT-ROOT-like. Gene Ontology annotation, biological process: regulation of DNA-templated transcription. Gene Ontology annotation, molecular function: sequence-specific DNA binding; DNA-binding transcription factor activity. Lineage: Eukaryota; Viridiplantae; Streptophyta; Magnoliopsida; Zingiberales; Zingiberaceae. Gene Ontology annotation, cellular component: nucleus. The record is from RefSeq and is a predicted model, not a curated record. The transcript has 2 exons. The coding region runs from base 1 to 813 and encodes 270 amino acids.
AUGCUCAACGAGUUCGCCUCCCCCUACGGCGACUGCGAGCAGCACCUCCCCUAUGCCUUCCUGCAGGCCCUCUUCUGCCGAGCCACAGCCUCCGAUGACCACUACUACAGCACCUCCCUCGCCGUCGCCGAACGCACCGUCUCCUUCGCCUCCACCCGCCGCCUCGCCCUCAAGUUCCAGGAGGCUGCCCCGUGGUCCACUUUCGGCCACGUCGCCGCCAACGGCGCCCUCCUCCAGGCCCUCGACGGCGAUGGCCCACGCUCCCUCGAGGCCCUCGCCUCACGCGCCGGCGCAGACGCCCCGCGCGUCCGGCUCACCGUCGUCUCCUCCACUGCCGCUGGCGUCGUGGCCGAGAUUGGAGCGCGCAUCGAGAAGUUCGCGCGGCUAAUGGGCGUGCCGCUUGAGUUCCGGGCUAUCGCUGCCCCCACGCUGCCACGCCUCAUCGACGCGCUGCGCCCCAAGAAGCUCGAGCUCCGCGAAGGGGAGGUCGUCGCGGUGAACUGCGUCGGCGCUCUUCAGAGAGCCGGGUGCGAGGAUUCGCGGGACUCGUUCCUACGGGCUGCGGCGGUGCUGCGGCCGAGGGUAUUGACCGUAGUGGAGGACGAGGCGGACUUCGGCGCCGCAAGCGAGUUCAUGGAGUCCUUCGAGGAGUGCCUGUGGUUCUACGGCUCCUAUUUCGAGAUGCUGGAGAAAGCUUCCCGGCGAUGUGCAACGAGCGGCUUGCUCUGGAGAGGGAGUGCUUCCGGAGCCUCGUCGGACUGCUGGCGUGGUCGCUGCUGCCGACGGAGGGGGAGACGUCGGACAUGUACCUAA